Purpureocillium takamizusanense is the source of this 4288-nucleotide messenger RNA. Its product is annotated as DNA helicase. NCBI's taxonomy places the organism in Eukaryota, Fungi, Ascomycota, Sordariomycetes, Hypocreales, Ophiocordycipitaceae. Bases 182 to 3772 code for a protein of 1196 amino acids. The transcript has a single exon. The record is from RefSeq and is a predicted model, not a curated record. Gene Ontology annotation, molecular function: protein binding.
CAUCAACGAUAAAUCGCAAUCCGAGAACGUCUUUCCAGGGCUCCAACGCCGACACGACACAGACUGCGCGACCUCGCUCUUCGUAACCGCCACGCCCGCGCGAGUAUGCCAGCGGCGCCGGCGCCGAUAGCUUUGGUCUAGAACUCGACAGCUUGCAUGCCGCGCCGCCCUCGGAAAACCAAUGCUCGAAAGAACGGCCGCCAGCCUGGAAUCGUGCAACCUCCAGCGCGUCCUGCCCAAGGCGAGCCGCCCGUAUAAGCGAGGUAGACGCCUCCACACGGGCUUCUGGCAGCAUGGUGCUUCGGCAAUAGAGCUCUUCAAUAUCUGGCCGCUGCCGCCGCCUGCCGCGGCUGCCACGGCUGCCGAGGCUGCGGGUGGCGAUGCUGGGCCUGCCCGGACGAGCUUGAUCGCCUCUGCGUUCCUGCUCGACUUUUUGUACCCAAACGGCACAUAUGCGCUUCUCCGACGGCUAUAUCCAUCGAUGCCACGGCCGCAGGACGGCAGAAAAGCGGUUGGCUCCUCACGAAGGCAAAAUUUCACAUCGUCAACCUUUGCCGUCAGUUCAGAACCCCAAGCGCCUGCCGCAGGAACCGAAGCGCCCCAGACUCUCCCCAGCCACUCGCACGCUUCUUCGGCCCUAGAUGAAGGAGCUCUGCAACAAGCCGGGACGAGCCACGGAAUGGCGGGAUAUGUCCCCGAUGCGGAGGCGCCGCGCCGAACAGCCUCGACCUCGGAAACACAAGAAAGCGCGUCACAAGAGACAGAUACGACGAGCACCCCCCAAUUCGAGCUCGGCUCGAAACCCCAGACGUUAGAGGAAUUGCUCUCCCGGCCAGGUGAAGAACGAUUCCACGAUGUGUGGGAUCUAUACAGCAGGCAAGAUGAUGACCAGCGGCAAACCCUUCGGCACCCGGUCAUCAUCUAUCUUUCGCGGUCCACGAACAUUGUCGAAAUCGGAAGGGUGUUGUCCCUGUUCCACCAAUUGCCGGUGGACUCCUGGGACAACGAGCUGCAGGCUGCUGGAGUGCUCGCGCUCAUGCGCUCCGGCGACGUCAACCUUGCCAUUGAGCGGUUCGAGGCUGGCUCAGCGCUCAAAGGUCUUAGUGGCGGUAUUGAAUAUCUCAUCUCAUAUCUGCUUGAAAAUCGCCAAUGGCCGAUGCUGUUGAAGGUUUGGCUGGACUACUUUAAGGCGGGCACCGCCGAGAAAGGUAUCAAACUGCGCCAGCUUGAAAGGGUACCGGACCUCUGGAAGCCAUAUCUUGCCCUUGAACGAUACAUUGAGAUCGAGUCUUCGGGUAAACUUCGUUCCAUCAAUCUCCAUGCCAAAACCAGGCUGGGUUUGUCAACUCUACGACGACAUUUAGCCGAGGCAGCGUUGCAACCGCCCUGCCCGCCAAAACAGGCCGCCGCCAUUCUUAAUAUUUGGGCCGACAAGGAAAUGUAUGAGGACUAUUUCGUGCAUACGAUACGCCGCUGGAGAAAUGGGCGGGAGUCCAGAAACAACCUCGUUGCGCUACCAGAUAUGUAUAAGACCUACCGAGCGCUGACAGGUGCGAAGCCACCUGUGCCGCUCCUUCGUCUCUUAUUCGAACUCUACUUCCCGACGGACGUUGCUGGUCUUGAGGAGGUCUAUCGUGACUGGCAUCGUGCCUGGGGAGACCUCGACCAGUGGGGGUUCGAAAAGUUUCUCAAGUUCUACGCCAAAGCAGGAGACAUCAACGCGGUCAAGGAUCUGUGGGCGCGAUAUGUGGCUCGCUAUCCCGACGUUUUACAUUCUCCCCGGGCUUUCCGAAGCACCAUGAAUGUUUAUGCGCAGACGGGGGACGUGGCUGCGGCCGAGACGGAGUUUCGGCUGAUGAAGGAGAAGUACGGAGUCACGCCAGACAUUGACACAUGGAACAUGCUGUUGAAAUGUUAUGUACGGGCCGAUGACUUCACUCGUGUCAUCCAAUGCUUUGAGGAGAUUGAUCCUGCCCUUCAUCCGGAUUCAUUCACGUAUGCCCACGUGAUGACGAUGGCAUCAAAAAGAGGAGACCUCGAAACGACGUUAGAGUUCUUCAACCGCUCUCAAAAAGAUCGCGUUCCAGUAUCCAAAGAGAUGGCAAUGGCGCUCGUUAUGGCGUAUUGUUUUAACAAUCGGAUAACGGAUGCCGAAAUCAUCUGCUCCGAGCUUGCCAAGCGCAAAGCGACAACCACGGCUGUAUGGAACAAGCUUCUCUACCAUAAUGGGGUGCGUGGCAACCUUGACAAGUGCUACGAACUGCUCCGGGCGAUGAAGACACACGAUAUUGAGUGGGAUAGCGGGACAUACGAAUUUCUCCUCGAAGCCCUGGUGCGGGUCGACCAGGUACAUCCGGCUUUUCAUCUGCUACAGAAGGCACGUAAGAACAAGCUUUUCCCUGUUCGUCCCGAGCAUUUCACGGUGGUGAUGACCGGCGCUCUGCGCACCGGAGACCAGGCCCUCGUUGAGACCAUCGAAUCACAGAUGCGGCAGGCUGGACAACCGCUGUCCUUCAAAGCCCACGUUGCGCUGGUGGAUGCUGCUAUCCGGCGGCACCCGAGAACAAUGCGGACUCGCAAGCUGGGUAGAGAGAUUGUCCAGCGCCUGCGGGCCAUGCUCCCCGUGACUGUGGCGAGAGGCUCCCGCGACGUCGCCGACGAACCACCGACCAACACGCCUCAGGGGCUUAUGGAACUGAGAAUGCAGACACGCGGUAUCGGACGGGCUAUCAGGCUGCUCGUCGAGCUCCGGGAAUUCGCCACAGCCGAGGAGCUGAUCAACGUGUACGCAGAGGUAUUUCCAAAGUACCGAGGCGAGGUGGCGUUCCCGCCAGUGGUCGCUGCUGCCUUGAUGUUGGCCUACCUCAAGGACGAGCAAUUCGAGCACGUUUACAAGAUGUGGCAGCAGACCUGGGCCAGCACGCUGGCCAGGAGCCGACGGAUACAUGGCGGCAUCUACCCGGCGCACGAGUAUGAUCUCGACUGGGCACUGAACGUGGUGGUCAAGGCCUACAGGGAGGCCAACGACGGGCAUGGGCUGCUCGACUGUGUCAAACAGGUGACGGGUGCAGGGUUCAAGCUGACGCACAACAACUGGAACCUCGUGGUGCAGUACCUGGCCGAGACGGGCCAGUGGGAGCACGCCAUGGAGUGGUGUGAGGACAUGCUCAUGCCCCGAUGGCGCGGGUGGACGACCGAGGCCAGCGACCUUCAAACGCGUCGCGAAUUCAAGAGCAGACGCGUGUUGGUGGCGUCCAAGGCCACUGUCCUCAGCCUCCAGAAAGAAUGGAUCAAGCUCCGCAACGUGGCCGCCUGGUCGGGCCGGAUCUCCCACAAGCUGGAGCAGAUAGAGCUUCGCUGCCCGAGGCUGCACCACGCGUUCCUCACCUCCGAUUUCGGGAACCUACCCGGCAAGUGGACAGGAGCUCGCGUGGAAAAGAGCCUCAGCAGCGCCACCAGGGAGUUGCUCCGCAUCUUCCCAUACAAGGAGGCCAAUGCCAUGAAGAACUACCUGGAUCGGGAGCUCCGCCGCGUCGAGAACCUCUUGAAACAGCGGCGCGCCAGCCGUUCCGGCGCAAGUACCACCGCCAGCGGCGACGACGACGGCGACGGCGCCACGGCCCAGUCUUCGUCGUUAUCGUCGUCGCCACCACUGCCCCCACCCGGAGAGGACGUGACGCAGACCCAAGCCGCCCGCCAGGCCGAACUGGAUAUAGACCGCCUGAACGCUGUGAUCUCGGAGAAGACGGGCAAUCUGCAGGAUGCAUCAUGAUUCCUACGAAAUCAACACAAGAAGAGAGACCCUCGCCACCUCCCCUCUCGAAGCUGCCGUGGGGACGUUCCGAUGACGCAAAUGGAGAGAGCGAGAAAGAUCGAAUACACGUCACCCCGGACCGGAGGGACGUAGACCUCGGCGCAAUUGUAUAGAACACCCGAUUCCCUUGCUAUUUAUCGCCAUGUAUAUUGUACAAUACGAGUGUAAAACACGAUGACGGGAGUGGCAGACAAGUCUCCCAGGUGUUCAUAUUGAAGAGAAGUAGGAGUCAUUGCAAAGUUCGAAUAGAUGUCAAGGCUAUCAGAAAGUCAAGUCGCCCUCCCUCGUCCGUCAAGCAGAUGUCUCCCACAUGUAUCAGUCACCCCACUGCCUGUCACUUGCCUGCGAAUAACAAAGCCAAAAGUCGGUCCAAACGUCGCUCGCGCCUAGGCGCCUCGCUGCUAGCGGAGGCUACGUGGAAGCUUGUAUGUAGCCAGGUAAUAGAAGUCAAUUCUCGCCAACCCGAGUCUAUGG